AACUCGCGAUUUUCACUGGGCCUGCUCCAUGGCUCCGCGGUACCGCGGUCAUGAGCUUUGCGGCCCCGGAGGUGGUCUCUUUUGCGUGUGCCCUGCGCAUUUUCAUUGCCCCCCCAAGUAUCACCAAAUAAACGCGCCGUGUGCGCGGCUUGGCGCAUCUUCUCUCUCUGUUCUCAUCUCGUCACGCUUUGCCAAGCCACGCUCUUACCAGCCUUCUUAACUGGCCGUCCGCCGUCUGUCGUCUGUCACCUGUCGCCUGUCAAAUUCAUCUUACAAAUAUCUCUUACUCGCUGUCAUGCCGAGUUUAAUACUGGGUCACUACGCUUCAAUCACGCUUCACGAAUAUCUCGUAUUCAUGCACAGAUCACGGCGACGACGACGACGUUCACGUUACGACUUUCCGCGUUUUUCAUUUUCAUUUUCGAAAUUGUUUUUCCUAUCGCGAAUAUCUUGCGUUUCGUCAUGCGUGGGAAUCCCAAAUUUAUGCGCGGGAAAUGCUUUCAUCUGAAACUCGUUGUUUAUGUUUUUAAAAUUCAACCUAUAUAUAGUAUCAUCAUUCUGGAUUCUUAUCUACUCUACUUUAUCUUUAUCAUGCAGAGAAGGUGAUGUAGAAGAAAAAUCAAAAAUCAAAGAUUGGCAUUUGUUUCUACGGGGCAUUGCAAUAUAAUUGAAGACAAAACGGGUGACGAAGACAAGAAGAUGGUUUCUCUGCCCAGUGCAGAGUCUGGUACAAUGGACAGAAUCUCAGAUGAUGAUGAUGAAGAGCCAAGUAGUGGAUCUGAAACAUAUGAGGAAGGUGAUCUUAUGACUGCUGCCAUGGAUGAUGAUGUGACGGCCCAGCUCGCCGCUGCAGGUUGGCAAAUCAAACACGCUAAUGGCCCUGUUGGCGUAGCUGCAGCUGCUGCCAUUGUCUCAGCAAAAAAGAGGAAACGACCUCAUAGUUUUGAAACAAAUCCUAGCAUUAGAAAGAGACAGCAAAACAGACUUUUAAGAAAACUCAGACAAACUAUAGAUGAGUUUGCAACGCGAGUUGGACAACAAGCAGUAGUAUUAGUAGCUACUCCAGGAAAGCCAAACAGUAGUUAUAAAGUAUUUGGAGCAAAACCGUUAGAAGAUGUAGUAAAAAAUUUAAGAAAUGUUAUAAUGGAAGAACUUGAAAGUGCGCUUGCACAACAAGCUCCACCACCAGUACAAGACGAUCCAUCUUUAUAUGAAUUACCACCUCUUAUAAUAGAUGGCAUACCGACACCUGUGGAAAAAAUGACACAAGCUCAACUUAGAGCAUUCAUCCCAUUAAUGUUAAAGUAUUCUACAGGCAGAGGUAAACCCGGUUGGGGAAGAGAUAGUACACGACCUCCAUGGUGGCCGAAAGAACUUCCUUGGGCAAAUGUACGCAUGGAUGCAAGAUCUGAAGAUGAAAAACAAAAGAUUUCUUGGACACAUGCAUUAAGACAAAUUGUAAUAAACUGUUAUAAAUUUCAUGGAAGAGAAGAUCUUCUACCUGCAUUCAGUGAAGAAGAUGAUAAAUCAAAUGUACUAAUACAACAAUCAACUCCUCAUUCCUCAUCGCAUCCAUCGCAUUCAUCCAGUCAAGGACAAGGUGGACAAUCGCAACAACAACAGCAGACGAUGACGGCCCAAUAUCCUACGGCAGUUUUACAAACAAUAACAAAUCCUGAUGGUACUGUAUCAAUUAUUCAAGUUGAUCCUAGUAACCCAAUAAUUACGUUACCAGAUGGUACAACAGCACAAGUUCAAGGUGUUGCUACCAUUCAUACAAGUCAAGGGGAAGUUCAAGCACUUGCUGAAGUAGCAGGCAGUGCGGAAGGUACUAGCGUUGCUGUCGACCUAAACAGUGUUACAGAAGCAACAUUAGGUCAAGAUGGUCAAAUCAUUCUCACAGGAGAAGACGGACACGGCUAUCCUGUUUCCGUCUCAGGAGUAAUAACAGUACCAGUAUCUGCUAGUAUGUAUCAAACUAUGGUUGCCAAUAUUCAAAGUGAUGGUACAAUGCAAGUAGUCACACCAAUGGUUCAAGUCCCAAAAGUUGAGCCCGGAAAUGGAGAAACUAGCAUUGAAGCUGUCACUAUUCAAGGGCAUCCUAUGACAAUGAUAAACGCUGCAGGUGAACAUCAAGUUCUUCAAGUGAUAUCAUUAAAAGAUGCUAAUGUUCUUACGAAGGCUAUGCAAGCCGAAGUUGUAAAAGACGAAGAUAGUCAACAACAACAAACCGUCUCUAGUCCAGAAUAAAGCGUUUUACAUAGUUAAUAAAGCUUUUAUGUUAACACCAAAAUGCGACAGGUGCACAUUAGUGGUGUUCAUGAGAGAAAGAGUGAGAGUAUUAGAAAUGAUAUGUGUUAUUAAUAUUAAGGAAAAUGAUUGUGUCUUUUCUGAAUCAUUGUGUAGUGCGUCCUCUUGUUGAGAAACAAUAACGAAUAGCGAAUAUGUUUGGAGAGUGAAAAUGAUUGAAUGUUUGAUGAUUCAUGAGACUUGAAUGUAAUCAUAUUUGUAUUCAAGAUUCAUUGUAGACACUUAGAAAUAUCACUUGUAAUUCAAUUUCUCAAAGAUAGUACUAAUUUUUAGAAAGUACUGCGUUCGAUGAAAAAAAAACCGUUGAAUAUGCAAGUUUCAUCGAUAUAUUUAUAAUGACAGUAUCCGCCGUCUGGAUAUUUAAUAUUUCCAAUAAGCAAACACGGAUACAAAUAUUUUCGUCUAGUCUUAGUGUCGGGUCUUUAAGAAUGAUCGAUAUACCAAAGAAAUUAAAAUUUGUUUUAAAUUAUUUAU
Molecule: messenger RNA, 2784 nt
Organism: Apis dorsata (giant honeybee)
Lineage: Eukaryota; Metazoa; Arthropoda; Insecta; Hymenoptera; Apidae
Gene: ewg
Product: DNA-binding protein P3A2
Exons: 8
Coding region: 700-2250 (516 amino acids)
Biological process (GO): regulation of transcription by RNA polymerase II
Cellular component (GO): nucleus
Molecular function (GO): RNA polymerase II cis-regulatory region sequence-specific DNA binding; DNA-binding transcription factor activity, RNA polymerase II-specific
Source: RefSeq, a predicted model, not a curated record